Messenger RNA from Neurospora hispaniola, 1936 nucleotides. RefSeq lists its product as uncharacterized. Gene Ontology annotation, cellular component: nuclear membrane complex Bqt3-Bqt4. Gene Ontology annotation, molecular function: DNA binding. The transcript is spliced from 3 exons. Lineage: Eukaryota; Fungi; Ascomycota; Sordariomycetes; Sordariales; Sordariaceae. The coding region runs from base 324 to 1778 and encodes 484 amino acids. Gene Ontology annotation, biological process: mitotic telomere tethering at nuclear periphery; meiotic attachment of telomere to nuclear envelope. The record is from RefSeq and is a predicted model, not a curated record.
ACACACCUUCAAUCCCAUCCUCCGCCGUGCUCUCCACGGGAUUCCAGCGCACGGGAGCAUCCAUUGAAUCAGCAUCAAUUCUAGCCAGAAUCCUCUUUGGCUCAAAUCGCUUUGCUAGUAGCAAUUUUAAUUUUGUGUUUUGGCUCGUUUUGGUUGCGUUGUCCCACCGACCAUUCCGACCAAAAGGACACACUGCGAGCUGCGCGCAAAAGUCUUCGCCGUUCACGACACCAACAGGAGACCACCCAUUGUGGCCAUCGCCGCCUUCCCCCAAUUCAUCCCACAACAUUUGUAUAGCGGCCCAGCCAUUCCCCCGCGACAUCAUGGCGCAAGUAGCUAGGCAUCUUCCGGCCCGUCGCAAUCCUCUGAUGCUCGAGGAUGUGCCGUCCCACACAGAUCUUGCAAGCCGUCGCCGCUUGGGGCAGACUCAACUGACCCCUCGCAUGGUCACUGCUGUUCCGGGCGCUGAGGUUGAUCCGUCGUCUCUCCUGGCGUUCGACUACGCCCACCUCAGAGCCCCUUUGCCCAAGGGUAUCGUCUCGGGCAUCUUCAAGUCCUCUCCUCCCAGCUACUUCCUCAUGCGCCGCAGCCAGGAUGGUUACAUCUCGGCUACCGGCAUGUUCAAGGCCACGUUCCCAUAUGCGUCGCAAGAAGAGGAGGAAGCGGAGCGCAAAUACAUCAAGUCCAUUCCCACCACGAGCUCCGAGGAAACCGCCGGCAAUGUCUGGAUUCCCCCUGAGCAGGCUUUGAUCCUCGCCGAGGAGUAUCAGAUCACUCCCUGGAUCCGAGCCCUUCUCGAUCCCUCAGAUAUCGCCGUCACAGCCACCGACAGCAGUGCGCCCAAGCAGAUUGCUCCCCCUCCCAAGUUUUUCGGAGCCCAGCCUCCUCUUGUUGCUCCCACACCGCCUACGACUCGCAGCACGCGCAGCCGUCCUAGCAGUCGCCGUUCCUCCAGCCCCGCCAAGUCUACAACCACCAGCAAACGCGGCACCACCCCCCGCAAUACCAAGCGCACGGUUACCACGGAAGCUUCUGCCACUACAGUUACUACUACCGCCACCGCUACCGCUGUCCCUUCCGCUGAAACCCCCGCCACCAGCUUCGCCGACUCCCAGGCCCCCACGCUCAUCAAUGGCGAGAUUCCUACCUCUACCCCGAUCAACACAGUUCCAGUUACCAAGAUCCAAACUACCGAAGCAGAGCUCAAGGUGGAAUCGAUCGAGAAGGAGCCUGUCGUCGUGCUGGAACCUAUUGAGGAGGAGCCCAAGAUCAAGGUGCGAGUCGAUGAAGACGUCAAGCUGGAUAAGGAUGGCGAGGAGGUGAAGCAUACCAAGGUUGAGCUUGAGGUGCCUCUAAUGGCGGGUGAGCCUCCGUCCAAGGAAGAGGCAAGAAAGAUGAUCGAGGAGGCCAAGGCGAUGGUCGAGGCUGCCGUCAAGGCUGAUGCUGAGGCCGCAGCUGCCCUUGUUGAGGCCUCCAAGGCUGGUGCUGAGGAUGAAAAGGCUGAAGGCGAGGCCAAGGCCGAGACCGAGGCUACCAAGGAAGAGGAGGCCGAUAGCAAGGGCAAGCGCAAGGCGGAGAAGAUUAGCGUCGAUGGGGAUGAAAAGGCUGCAGAUGAGGCUGAACAACCUCGGCAAGCCAAGAGGGUGAAGACCGAGGCAGAGUUGCGCAAGGAUAGAAUCCGGAAGCGCGCCUACCUCGGCCUCACUGCCACGUUUGCCGUAGGAGCUCUUGGUGCCCUUCUUCCCAUAAUCACACCGUAUGUGGCCAACGUACUAUAAACCCAUGUGGGGACGUAGACACCAAAUUUCUUUGUUCUGUUUAAGCCGAGUCGGCACAUGACGCGAUAUUGAAGGAGACAUGGGGCGCAGGCCGAGUUCGUUCAAGGAGUCUUCUGUGUACUAGGGAUAAUGGUCGUUUUGCUCUUGUAACUGGUUAA